Acanthamoeba castellanii str. Neff is the source of this 1005-nucleotide messenger RNA. RefSeq names its product SAM domain (Sterile alpha motif) domain containing protein. The record is from RefSeq and is a predicted model, not a curated record. NCBI's taxonomy places the organism in Eukaryota, Discosea, Longamoebia, Acanthamoebidae. Gene Ontology annotation, molecular function: protein binding. The transcript has 10 exons. Bases 1 to 1005 code for a protein of 334 amino acids.
AUGAGCGCUUUUCCAAAGCGUGGAUCCAGGAGCCAGAGCAAACUUCCGGCUAUGCCUGAGUUCUCGGACUCGGACGAUGAAGGACCCCCCUCCGAAGGCCACAACAGCGGCGAGUACAAAGUGUUUGGAUGCCAGGAGGGCUUCUUGACUACACAGGGCGAGGAAUCAACAAACAAAUGGAUCCGAGGGUGGAUCAAGCUCGAAGACAACACCAUGCUUUACUAUCCCUCGCAGACGGCCCGGGAGCCCACGAUGAUGGUGACCCUCUGCCGCGAGUCGGAGGUCCGGACAGGACGCAAGGUGAAGGACCUCAUGAUACCCUACGACCUGUCGCGAGUGUUCGUCGUCAAGGACAGCACCAACGAGAUGAUCGUCUUCGUGGCGGAUUCGGAGGCUGAGAAGCGGGUAUGGCUGGCUGAGGUCGGCCGAACCAUCACGAGCCUCAUCGACCCCUAUCUCAAGAAGAAACACCCGCGAUCGUGGUCGGUGUACGAGGUGUCGCUGUGGUUGGAAAUGAUCGGAUUCGGCGCCUACAAAAGCGAGUUUGACGAGAACCGCAUCACCGGCAAGCUGCUCCUGUCCCUCACCAAGCUCGACUUGAAGGCCCUCUCUAUCUCCAAAUUGGGCCACCGACUACGAUUCCUCAAGUACCUGGACCACUUGCGGGCCAAUCUGGACACCUUUGACGAUGCAUCUCUGUACGAUGACACUCUCUCGUCCGUCGAUUCCGCCAUCUCCAUCGGCCAAAUGGAACCGGAGCUGUUAGUGAAAUGUCUCUACAACAAGGAGACACGAUGCGUGCGAAUAAGGGAGGGAAGCUCAUACAAGGAUCUGCAAAAGCAACUGGAGAAGGAGUUCAAGUUUGUCCCUGUGAUCAAGUACAAGGACCCAGAAGGCGAUAAGGUAUCGAUGAAGAAGCAGGGCGACUUUGAGUACGCACUGUCCCUGAUCAACGGCAACGCGCUGCGAUUGUACAUCGCCAAGAAGCACAAGAGGGUCAAAUGA